AAUCCUUAUCACAACAAAAGGUACAAAAGAUUCAGGACAAGAGAGCUUGUCUGGUGAAGCGAGGCAGAUGUUGUCUUCAAGAAAACAGACUUCUCGGCCAUUUGAAUUUUGCCAAUAGUUAUGCACAGGGGUUAGCUGAAAUGCAGAAGGAUGCAGAGAUACCUCAGACAGUUCUGUCAGAACAGACCUCGACGAAAGUAAAUAAUCCCGACAGGUGUCCUAGCCGAGCUUCGUUAGUGAAAGGAUGCUUUGCACUGCACUAUGCUUCAAUGCCCCUACGGAGCAAGGACAUAACUCAUUUCUAAACCACGACGCGGCGGACGCGGGAUGGGGAGCCCAGUUAAAUGGGAUUCAUCUGUCAGGAACGUGGAACAAGAAACAGAAGUUAUGGCACUUAUUUGUAAAGGAGAUGUAUGCAGUAUGUGCUGCAAUACGGAGUCAGAUGAGUCAGAUGGACCACCUCGGAGGUGCUCACAGAUUAGUCCAGACAGACUAUCAGACUCUCGUUGCUUAUAUCAGAAAAAAAGGGGGCACGAGGUCCCUAGCACUACUGACUCUUACAACCAGACUGCUGACACUGACCGACCAGCUGAAAGUUUCACUGUCGGCUUGUUACCUCCCGGGGAGGUACAACAAUAUUGCAGACCGAUUAUCAAGUGCAAAUCCACUUCUGGAGUGACGUUUACUUCCACAGGCUACGGAAGCCAUAUUCAAGAAGCGGGGAGUGCCAGAAAUCGUGGUGUGUACAUCGGCAGAGACAAAGAUAGUGCCAAGCAGAUAUCAGACACGUCUUCAUUAAAGAGACGUUAUGUGUUUGGCAAGGUACAUAAUAGGAAUGUUUUGCAUUCCAACAAAACAUGUAUUAUGUACUAAACAAACACAUAACGUCUCGGCAAGGGCCUUGCUGUUGAAGACGCUAUGAAGUGACAGACGUCAACCGUCAGGAUGACAGCUCGCUUCAGCCAAGCGCGAGCGGGCAUCCCAGCUGGACCAUAGAGAAAAAACACGGUAACCAUAGAGAAAGAGGUAUGUUUUAAGUAUUUUAAGGG
Molecule: messenger RNA, 1049 nt
Organism: Leguminivora glycinivorella
Lineage: Eukaryota; Metazoa; Arthropoda; Insecta; Lepidoptera; Tortricidae
Exons: 2
Coding region: 328-873 (181 amino acids)
Source: RefSeq, a predicted model, not a curated record